Molecule: messenger RNA, 4169 nt
Organism: Antechinus flavipes (yellow-footed antechinus)
Lineage: Eukaryota; Metazoa; Chordata; Mammalia; Dasyuromorphia; Dasyuridae
Gene: ACOX3
Product: acyl-CoA oxidase 3, pristanoyl
Exons: 16
Coding region: 974-2998 (674 amino acids)
Biological process (GO): lipid homeostasis; fatty acid beta-oxidation using acyl-CoA oxidase
Cellular component (GO): peroxisome
Molecular function (GO): fatty acid binding; FAD binding; pristanoyl-CoA oxidase activity
Source: RefSeq, a predicted model, not a curated record
AUAGAAGUGAAUGCGAGGGAUAAUGUUGUAAAAAAUUACCCUGGCAUGAGUUCUAUCAAUAAAAAGUUAUUAAAAAAAAAAAAAGGAUAAAGAGUUUAGAGCCCACUAUUGGAGGCCUUGAAUGUUAGAGUUACAAGUUUUUUGUUUGAUCUAAUCAAGUUGGGGAAUUACUGCAAGUCUGAGUAAACAAUGACACUACCAUAACAAUACAUUCGGAGAAUCCUUGUGCAGAUAUAUAGGGCAUAAGUCAGAGGAGAGACAAAUUAAAAGCAGGAAGACUUUGGGAAAUCAUUACAAUAUUCCAAGUAAGAAGAGAUGAUGGUCUGCAUUGUCUUGCUGGCAGCAGCAGGUGGUACAUGGGACUGAUAUUGCAGAGGCCAAAAUUAGGGAUCAUGACUGAUGGAGUAAGAAGUAUUGCCAGAGGGUUUGGUUUCUGUGACUUGGGAAUGGGGACAGUUAGAAAAAAUACAGCAGUUAGGAUUCUGGAGAACCAUUACUUUGCCUCACUUGUACACUUCUCCAUGUUUCCCUGUGUGUGUGUGUGUGUGUGUGUGUUUCUUAUCAGUGAUAAAUGAUUUGAAGGUAGAGACUAUCAUUCUUACAUUGACAUCUUUCCCCCAGGGCUGAGCAGCCCAGUAAAUGUUUGUUGAAUUUGUUGGCCAAAUGUGAAUUUGUCUAUCUCUUACUUCUAAUUCUGCCCUCUGGGGCCAAACAGAACAAAUUUGACUCUAACAUUUCUUCACCUUUGUGACUUGGAUGUCAAGAUGCAUUGAACAGAUAUUUAGUAAGCACCUACAACAUGCAGAAUACUUUGUUGACUGCUAAUGGUUAUUAAAAGGCUACCUUCAAAGAAGUCUUGUUGAAGGGAAUGUUCAUUUUUGUUAAAGUAUCUAUUUUUGUAGUAUUCAUUUUUGAUACUACAAAAAUACCAACUUAACAAUAUUAAUUGAUUUUUUUCAGAAUAAUUUCCAAAAUGGCACCAGAUUCUAAAAGAAAUGAUUACAAUCAAAGCUCUCAGAAUGCUCUGUUGCCAGAUCUCCCUAAAGGCCCAUUAUGUAUGUAUAGAGCAAAAUCAUCUUUCAAUUGGAAGGAACUGUUGCUACUCUUAGAUGGAGAAGACAUGAUCAUUUUUAAGAAAAGAAUCUUCUCAGCCUUUGAAAAUGAUCCUCUUUUUGCUCAUCACCCUGGAGAAGAAUUGCCUAUUGAGAAGUAUCGUGAACUAAACUUUCUGCGCUGCAAAAGACUGUUUGAAUAUGACUUUCUUAAUAUACAAGAGAUGAUAAAGAAUCCACUGAAAAUUUUUAUGCUGAUUAACUGCCUAGGAAUGUAUGAUUGGUCCUUAUCUGCCAAAUACUUUUUAAAUACAUAUGUUUUUGCUUCUACAAUUCAGAAUUCUGGGUCCCAAAGACAUAUGCAUUUUAUUCAGAAAACCUUAAACAUGGAGAUUUUUGGAUGUUUUGCUCUGACUGAAGUGAGUCACGGGAGCAAUACCAAGGCUAUUCGGACAACUGCCCAAUAUGAUCCCACCACUCAGGAAUUCAUCAUCAAUUCUCCUGAUUUUGAAGCUUCUAAAUUUUGGAUUGGUAAUAUGGGAAAGAAUGCCACUCAUGCAGUAGUAUAUGCCCAGUUAUAUACCCCAGGAGGCCAGUGCCAUGGAUUACAUUCUUUUGUUGUACAGAUACGAGAUCCAAAGACACUUCUUCCCAUGCCAGGAAUCAUGGUCGGUGACAUUGGAAAGAAACUCGGACAGAAUGGUUUGGACAAUGGGGAUGUUCGACAACGUUUUGUUGCUUCACUGUUUUCUCUGUCUCCUGCUAGAGUUAGUGUUAUUGGAAUGUCUGUGGUGAAUUUGAAACUGGCUUUAUCAAUAGCAAUUCGUUUCUCAGCAACUCGUCGUCAGUUUGGACCAAGUGAUGGUGAUGAAAUUCCAGGUCUUGAAUAUCAAAUGCAGCAAUGGCGCCUGAUUCCUUACUUGGCAGCUGCAUAUGCCUUAGAUCAUUUUGCAAAAACUUUGUUUGAGGACAUGACAGAAUUUCUAAAAGGCUUUUUACAAAAUGAUAAUAAUAUUAUACAGGCUGAGCUUGGAUAUGAAAUUCAUGCAUUAGCAUCUGCUGGCAAACCUCUAGCUUCCUGGACUGCCCAGCAAGGAGCUCAGGAAUGUCAAGAAGCUUGUGGAGGGCAUGGUUAUUUGGCCAUGAAUCGUCUGGGUGAUAUUAGAAAUGACAACGAUCCAAACUGUACCUAUGAAGGAGAUAAUAAUGUCCUGCUUCAACAGACCAGCAACUAUUUACUGAGAUACAUCAAAAACAGACAUCAAGAUAAAACUCGUAUUAAAAGUCCCCUGGAAUCUGUAAAUUUUCUUGAAGAUUUUGAAGAUAUUCUUGGACAGAAGUUUAUGAUAUCCAGAGUUGAAGAUUGCAUGGAUUCUUCAGUUUCUCUGGCAGCAUACAAGUGGUUGGUUUGUUACCUACUACAAGAGAGUCAUCAAAAAUUAAAUCAGGAAAGAAAAUCUGGAAGUGGUGAUUUUGAAGCAAGAAACAACUGCCAGGCCUACUACUGCCAUUCCCUCGCUCUUGUCUUCAUUGAGCACACAGUGUUACAGAGGUAUCAUGACUAUACACACCAGUCCAGCAUACCAGCUCCUCUUCAGCCGGUCCUGAAGCGUCUCAGUGCUUUGUAUGGACUCUGGUCUCUAAGUCAGCACCUGGGAGUGCUCUAUCAAGGUGGAUAUUUUUCUGGUGAACAAGCAGGUAAAGUGAUAAAGAAUGCUAUUUUGGAUCUGUGCGCAAAGCUGAAAGAUGAUGCAGUUGCCCUGGUAGAUGUCAUUGCUCCUCCGGACUUCAUUCUGAACUCACCAAUUGGCAGGGCCAAUGGCGAGCUGUAUAAAAACCUCUGGACCACUGUCCUUCAGGGAAAGAAUGUCCUAGAGAGGGCAUCAUGGUGGCCUGAAUUUUCUGCCUACAAACCUACCAUAGGAAGUUGGAAAUCAAAACUCUAGAUUGAGCACGAAUGCUAAGGUACCACUUGGACAUUUAUCCUUGAGCAAUUGCAUCUUUCUACAAAGAUCCAGGCUUGGAGGGCUAUCAUUCUGGCAUCCUAUUUGACUACAUACAGAAGACUUUGAACAGCACCACUAUUUCCCAAGACAGCCCAUCUGUUCUUAUCAAUCAAUUCUGGAUGCACACCAAUCUUGUUUAGCAGUAUUUGCUUCCUUGCAUGGGGUAAUUUAUAAUUUACCAUUAUAAUUUUUAUGCUUAUCAUAAUUUGCUACAUAAAAUGGAAAUAUGGUAAAGUAUAUUGGCCUUGAUAAAUGAACAGACUAUUUAGAUUGAGAUUUAUUUAGAUUAUUUGAACUUCAUACAUUCUAUUUUUUAAUUUAAAUCUGUUGAUCACAGUCACUCAUUAAGUGCCUUCUUUAUGAAAUUUAUUACAUUAAUACCUGAGGGAGAUAACAAAUAUAAAAAAGAAAAAAAAAAUCCUUCAAGGAGCUUAUGUUAUAGCAAUAAUAGAGUCUGGAUAAAAUAUUUAUGUAGAUAAAAAUAAGUCAUCUUAGAAUAUGGUACAAUUAGAAAAACAAUUCAAGAUGCUGUGAAAUAAAAAUUAAGGAGACAUCACUUCCAGGUAGGGAAAAUCAAUGAAGACUUCCUGGAGGAGUUAGCAUUUGAAGAAUAUAACAGGGAGAGGUAACAAUGGAGAACAUUCCACAAGAGCAAGAACUUGGAAAGUGGAAAGCAUGGGGUAUGUGCCUUGUGGGAAGUUGGUGCUUAGCAACCAUGGCAUAUUCCAUGUCCAGAGAUUUCCAUGCCUUUGAUCUCUUCAAUCAAUCUGGGAAUGUCUGCUUAACUGAAUUCCUUGUGCUGUUUGAGAUUUACUCUAAAUCCAGAUUAGCUUCUUUUACAUGAUCAUUGCAAUUCAAUUUCAUUAAUCUGGUCUAAAUAAGGAAACACAAAGCCUGAAUUAUGGACUUGAAGGAGCAUUGUGGUUUCAUUGCUUUUAAGCAUUUAACUGGAAAUAACCAUCAAAAAAAUGUCUUUAAGAAGAGAGAAGAAAUCUAGAACUCAUUUGCUAGAUCAUUGCUAAUUUGAGGCAUUCAUUAUAUCCAUUUUUUCCCUUCAUUGAUUAAAUGUGUUUCUCCUCUUCAUCAAGUAAAAUAAAUCUAUUGCAAUUUU